Messenger RNA from Radiomyces spectabilis, 1772 nucleotides. RefSeq names its product 2,3-bisphosphoglycerate-independent phosphoglycerate mutase. The record is from RefSeq and is a predicted model, not a curated record. Gene Ontology annotation, cellular component: cytoplasm. Gene Ontology annotation, molecular function: manganese ion binding. The coding region runs from base 52 to 1623 and encodes 523 amino acids. NCBI's taxonomy places the organism in Eukaryota, Fungi, Mucoromycota, Mucoromycetes, Mucorales, Radiomycetaceae. The transcript is spliced from 2 exons. Gene Ontology annotation, biological process: glucose catabolic process.
CUUCAUUCUUUUUCUUUUUCUUUCAAGGAAAAAAAAUAUUAUACAUACAAGAUGCCCGGUGGAGGAGAAAUGCCAAAGUCUCAACAGACGCCUAAGGAAAAGGUUUGUCUCAUUUGUAUCGACGGUUGGGGUGUGUCCCCGGCAAAGGACCCCAAGGGUGAUGCUAUUCGCAACGCGCAAACACCCGUCAUGAGCAAAUUCGAGAAAGAAUAUCCUUACGAGACCAUUGCUGCUCACGGUCUUAGCGUCGGUCUUCCCGAUGGUUUGAUGGGUAACUCGGAAGUCGGCCAUCUUAACAUUGGUGCUGGUCGUGUCGUUUACCAGGAUAUUGUCCGUAUUGAUCUUGCCAACAAGAACAAGGAGUUUGGAAAGAUUGAAAACAUCAAGGGUGCCUUUGAACGUGCCAAAUCUGGCAACGGUCGUCUUCACUUGUUGGGUUUGGUGUCCGAUGGCGGUGUCCACGCUCACAUUGACCAUUUGAUUUCUCUCAUCCGCGCUGCCAAGGAAGCGGGCGUUCCCGAAACUUACAUUCAUUUCUUCGGCGAUGGUCGUGACACCUCUCCCAAGUCGGCCACCAAGUACUUGAAGCAACUCCAGGAUGCUAUCAAGGAAAUCGGUUACGGCAAGAUUGCCACCAUUGUCGGUCGUUACUAUGCUAUGGACCGUGACAAGCGUUGGGAGCGUAUCAAGAUCGCUUUCGAUGCCUUGACUCAAGCAGACAAGGGUGAAAAGAGCGACGAUGCAGUCAAGACUGUGGAAUCGCGUUACGACGCUGGUGAAACCGAUGAAUUCUUAAAGCCUAUUGUGCUCAAUGAGGAAGGUCGUAUCAAGGACGGCGAUACUAUGUUCUUCUUCAACUUCCGUUCCGACCGAAUGCGUGAAAUCACUCAGGCUUUCGGUAUCUCUCCCUGUCCCUUUGAUGCCACUGUUCCCAAGGAUACUGAAAUUUUCACCAUGACCCAGUAUAAGGGAGACUUCCCCUUCAAGGUGGCUUUCCCUGCUCAGACCAUGGAUAACGUGUUGGCUGAAUGGCUCGCCAAGAACGGCAUUCCUCAGAUGCACGUUGCCGAAACCGAAAAAUAUGCUCACGUUACUUUCUUCUUCAACGGUGGUACCGAAGCCCAGUUCGACAAGGAAGAUCGUGCUCUUGUUCCCUCGCCCAAGGUCGCCACUUACGAUCUUAAGCCUGAAAUGAGCGCCAAGGAAGUCGGCGAAAAGGUGGUCGAGAACAUCGAAUCCGGAAAGUAUCCCUUCGUCAUGUGUAACUUUGCUCCUCCGGAUAUGGUGGGUCACACUGGUGUGUACGAAGCUGCUAUUAAGGGUGUUGAGGCUACCGAUGCCGCUAUUGGUGCCGUUUACGAAGCUUGCAAGAAGAACGGUUACAUUCUCUUUGUCACUGCCGAUCACGGUAACGCCGAAAAGAUGUUGUCGGAUGACUACAAGAGCCCCCACACCGCUCACACAUGCUCCCCGGUUCCUUUCGUCAUGACCUCCAACAAGUACAAGUACAUCAAGGACGCCAAGGGUUGUCUUGCUGAUGUUGCACCCACCAUCUUGCGUGUCAUGGGCAUCGAUAUUCCUCAGGAAAUGACCGGUCACAGUCUCUUGGAAGAGAAGAACUAAAGCAAAUGCUUCACACAAUAGGCGUUCUUUAAUUUGGGCAUUUAGUUUAUUUGGUUUUUUUUAUUUGCUUGUAUGUAGUACGUAGACAGAAAAAUAAAGCGUUGUAGAAUUUUCAAGGGGAAUGAAUGAAUAUAAUUCAUAGUUAUGUG